AUGUUUUCUUCCAACCCAUAUAACGAAACUGUGUUAACCACUCCACAAAAACCUGUCCUUGGAGAACGUUCUAUACAAUAUUUGGUCAAACAUAUUUCAGUAAAUGUUAACAAGCAAUGUGUGAUAGUGAAAGCUGAUCAGGUUGAUGCAAUUCCAAAAGAAGUUCGUAGUUGGCUUAUAAAUGUACUAUCGUCAGAAAAGAAUACAUUUGAGAAUGCUAUUACGGUUUCAUUGAAUCCCGAAAAUUUGUUUCAGAAAGUCUGCAAAAUUAUUCUUUAUGACUUUUUCUUCAUGACUAGUAAAGGUCCUUUGGAUCGUUAUAUUGAGGAAAGGAAAUAUAUCGUGGAUAAAAUAGCUCCUUUAUUUAAGGCAAUUCAAUCUGUUUACCGAGAAUACACAUUUGACUGGAUUGAAGUGGUUGCAAGCAAAAAAGAAAUAAUAUUCAUCAAAGUGUCUGGAGGACCGGAGAAUGCUGUUAUAAAUCAUGUCAGAGAAGAUACUGAAAAGCUCAUAAAGGAAGCUAUGUUUGGUGAUCGAAUUACACUAAGUGAACUUCGUCUUAAUAAGAAACAUUUUUAUAAAAUUUUGCAGAUUAAGUCAGCAAUGAUACCAUUCUCUUUUGAAGAAGACGAAAAUUUCAUGGAAAUCUUUGAACUACUAUAUGCUUUGAUGUUAAAGAAGUUAAUGUUUUCUGAUUCUAUUAGUGGUAUGCCAACAAUUCGGGAUUGGAUCUGGCUCCCAAACACUAUUUCAAUGUGGGAAGCCACAGAAAUAAUUUAUGAAGACUUGAACUGUUAG
Molecule: messenger RNA, 798 nt
Organism: Entrophospora sp. SA101
Lineage: Eukaryota; Fungi; Glomeromycota; Glomeromycetes; Entrophosporales; Entrophosporaceae
Source: the annotation of a GenBank genome assembly